Naegleria fowleri is the source of this 1308-nucleotide messenger RNA. RefSeq lists its product as uncharacterized. The record is from RefSeq and is a predicted model, not a curated record. Lineage: Eukaryota; Heterolobosea; Eutetramitea; Acrasida; Naegleriidae. The transcript has a single exon. Bases 1 to 1308 code for a protein of 435 amino acids.
AUGAAAUCCAUGUUAGAAAGUGAUGACUCAGAUUUGAGUGACGAUGAUGACACAAAAGAAACUUCAUCGGUUACCACUGUCAAUCAUCAUUCUACAGAAAGUAAUGUCACAACUCCUUCAAUGGUUGUCACUGCCGCUACUACCUCCACAGAAGAAUCAAAUUCUGUCACAACUUCCAACACUGAAACGUUGAAUCUUUCUGAAUCUGCACUAUUGUUACAACAACGUAGAAAACAAGAAGAACAAGCUCUUGAAAAAUUGAGACAAGAGCAAGAACAAGCUCGUCUCGAGCAAGAGCGCAUCGAAAAAGAAAAAGCUCUUCAACUCGAACAAGAACGAAUUCAAAGAGAUUUAGAAUUAAAACAACUCGAAGAAACUAAGAGAAGAGAAGCAGAAGAACUGCAUCGAAAGAAACUUUUAGAGGAGGAAGAAGAACGAAAAUUGAAACAACAAAUUGAAGAGGAAAGAGCAUCUCUCUCUUCACAACUCACACAACUUUUAUCAGAAUUUAAUGAAUCUGGAAAAUUACAAGAGUGGAUUCGACAUGUGGAAUCAAAAAUGCAUCUAGUGACUUUGUUAAAAUCCGAGUUGAAACAAGCAAAAGAUUUACAACACAAUCAAACAUCGAAGCGAACGGAAUAUAACUCUAGUUUGAAUUUCCUUCUGGAUAAACAAAAAGAUCCAGAAAAGUUGUUACAACCUUAUGAAAUUGAACUCAUGAAAGAACGAGUCAAGAAUAUUUAUCCUUUGUAUUUACCAAAAUCAGAAAUUGCAAAAAUGGAAGAACAAAUUGCCCAAAUUGAGAAUACAGAAAAGAAAAAACGAGAAGAACAUCAACUCAAACUCGAACAAGAAGCUGCUGAAAAACUGAAAAAGGAGAAGGAACGCCAACAAUUAAUCAUUCUUCAACGAUUAAUUAAGGAUGGUAAUGUGAAAGUCAUUUCCGAUGAGCUCAAACGAAAUAAUCCACUCCUUCGUUCCAUUAAUUUGCAAAAUAAGAACAUUUCAAACGAUGAUGUCUAUGAAUUGGCAGAUGCUCUCGUGGAGAAUACUUGUCUCACAGAGUUGGAUCUCUCUUUCAAUACACGAGUGGACGAUGAAUGUAUGGAUGCUUUGGUGAGAAUUGUCAAGAAUAAUCAUACUUUGAGGAAGUUGUAUCUGGAAGAUACAUUCAUUCAGAACAAUCAGCCUUUGAUUGAUGCUGUGGCUGGUAAUUUCAAAUUGGUCGAUAUGGUGCUCUCGGAAUUUGCCACCGAUGAUCAAUUGGAUCAGUUGGACUUGUACUUGGAUAGAAACGAAGCAUUGUAA